Molecule: messenger RNA, 7189 nt
Organism: Dermatophagoides pteronyssinus (European house dust mite)
Lineage: Eukaryota; Metazoa; Arthropoda; Arachnida; Sarcoptiformes; Pyroglyphidae
Gene: brp
Product: ELKS/RAB6-interacting/CAST family member bruchpilot
Biological process (GO): neuromuscular synaptic transmission; regulation of synaptic plasticity; maintenance of presynaptic active zone structure
Cellular component (GO): cytoskeleton of presynaptic active zone
Molecular function (GO): structural constituent of presynaptic active zone
Source: RefSeq, a predicted model, not a curated record
UUAAUCAAAUCGAUUCAAAAUUGAACAAUUCAAAAAUUUGUUUGGCCAUCUCUUUUCACUUUGAUCAUUUUAGCCAUUUAUUUGUUUCGAAUGAAAAAUCAAUUCAAUUGCUAGCUUUGAUCGAUUCUUUCAAACACACACAAAACAAAAUAACCAAAGAAUAAUAAUUUUUUGCAAAAAUGUAUGGAGGUGGUCAAACAACGGCUGGCCUACAUGGUGGCCAAGUAUCCGGUGGUAUGGUUGAUCCAUUAACUGGCGGUCCAGUUGUUGGACCACCGGUUGGCGGUGUAUCACAACAUGGUGGUUAUGGUGGUGUUGUUGGUCCAGGUGGUGGCAUGGCCGGUUCUGGUUCUCGUACACGUUCAUUAAGACGUUCAAUGGGUGAUGUUGCACCAUUUGGUGCUGGUGGUUCACCAUCAAAACCUGCCUAUGCAAUGAAUCAUUCAAUGUCACAGCCACCAUCUGCACGUGGAUCACCAAUCGGUUUUGGUUCACGAGGUUUGAUGUCACCCACAUCAAGACAUCGUAGUGGUAUUGGUAUGGGCGCUAGUGGACCAGGUGGUGUUGGUGGUGGUCGUCUUCCAUAUGGUGUAUCGAGAUCACAUAAUAAUUCUCCACUAACAUUACCUGCUGAGCAUUUACCACAAUCUUUAAGUACAUCAUCAGCAUAUGGUCACGGAUUUCCUGCCUAUUAUGAUGAUCCAGGAAGUCCAGGUAUGAUGGACGGUAUGAUGGGUGGUACUGGUGGUGGACGUGCAAUGCAUCGUGGUAUGGCCGGAAGUCGACGAGCACCAUUACGAAGUUAUCAUUCAAUUGAACGUGAACCUGGUUAUCGUGAUCGAUCAUUUGAUCGUAUGGCAGGUGUAGAUACUGUACGAUCAAUGCGUCAACGUGAUCGUUCAUUAGAUCGCGCCCUUUAUCCACGUGAUGAUCCAUCGGCACCAUAUGGACGUGACCCAUUAUUAUUAGAUGAUCCAAUGGGUUAUGGACGCGAUACACUUAUGAAUCCUUCAACCGGACGUGCCGGUGGUCUAAUGCAUAGUAUGGGUGGUGGUGUUGGACCGACCGGUGUUAUUGGUCAAUCCGGUAUGCCUUAUGGACCAGCCGGUACUGGUCUACCGCCUACAAGCGGACGUUUAUCAGCAACAAACGAUCAAUUUAUUAUGGAAUUACAAGCACGAUUAAAUGAUUUACAAAUCCAAUAUAAUCAUGUCAAAAGAGAGCUAGAAGCAACCACACAAAAAUUAGCAUCAUGUAUGCAUAGUAUUAAAACAUUUUGGAGUCCAGAAUUGAAAAAAGAACGUGCCCUACGUAAAGAGGAAGCUGCCAAAUAUGCCUUGAUCAAUGAUCAGCUUAAAAUAUUACGAUCAGAAAAUCAGAAACAAGCUGCAUUGAUACGACAAUUGGAAGAAGAAUUACGGAUAGCUAAUAUGCGUAAUCCGGAUCAUGAUGUACAACAACAUUUGGAUGCACUUUAUAUGGAAAAAGAACAUAUGUCCAAAGAAAUUUAUUUGCUUCGGGAAACCAACAAGGAAUUGGAAUUACGUAUCGAAACACAAAAGCAAACAUUAAAUGCACGUGAUGAAUCGAUAAAAAAAUUAAUGGAUAUGAUGCAGGCAAAAGGUUAUAGUUCGAAAAUAAUGGAAGAAGAACGUAUCGAAUAUGAACGAUUACGAACAAGAAAUAUUGAGCUUGAAACCAGAUUAAGACAUUUAGAAAAUGUAUUGGAAACCAAAGAAAAAGAAAUUCUAAAGAAUCAAGAAAUGAAAUUAGAAUUAUCCAAACGUGAUCAAGAAAUAUUGGCAUUAGGUGCCAAAAUGAAAACCUUGGAAGAACAACAUCAAGAUUAUCAACGACAUAUUGCCGUGUUAAAAGAAUCAUUGAUGGCUAAAGAAGAACAUUAUAGCAUGCUACAGGCUGAUGUGGAAGAAUUACGAUCACGAUUAGAAGAGAAAAAUAAAUUGAUCGAAAAGAAAACACAUCAAACAAUGAUGACAUCACAGGAUCGUAAACAGAUGAAUCAAGAGAUACAGGAAUUAAGAGAUCAUAUCGAAAUAAAAGAUCGCAAAAUUAAUGUCUUACAACGAAAGAUUGAAAAUCUUGAAGAAUUAUUAAAAGAAAAAGACAAUCAAAUUGAUAUUUGUCGCGCACGAUUAAAUGCAAUACAGGCACACCAUUCAACAUCGGAAGGUGCGUUAACAAGUUUAGAAGAUGCAAUCAGUGAUAAAGAUAAACAGAUUGCAAAUCUACGUGAACAACGUGAUCGUGCCGAACAAGAACGUAAUGAAGAGAGAGAUAUACAUGAACGACAAAUUGCUGAAUUCAAAAUGAAAUUUCAUUCCGUUGAAAACGAUUUGGAAAAAUUACAGAUUCGUUUGGAAAAAAGUUUAUCGGAAAAAGAUCGUGUUGAGGUUAAACUUGAAAAUUCCCAAUCUGAUUUAGGAAAAUGUAAAGCAGAAUUGGAUAAAUUACAAUCAGAAUCAUGGCGUAUGCAAACAGAAAUGGAUCGUUUUAAAAGUGAAAAUGCACGUUUAAUAUUGGAAAAUGAUCGAUGUCGCGAACAAUUGGAACGAUUAAAAGAGCAUGCAACAACUGGUCAAACUGGUGCUGGUCCUGGUACAGCCAGUACAGCAACCGGUACAACCGGUAAUUGGGAACGAGAAUCAUCCAGAUUUACUGAAACACGUGAAUGGGACCGGGAACGUGAAUUAGCAACCGGUUCAAAAACAAGUGGAUAUUUCAGUUCAGCAUCAUUAAAAUCGGCCGAAGAAAUUGAACGCUUGAAUGAAAAAUUGGAAAAAACACAACAAGAAUUACGGCGUGCACAGGCUGAAUUAAGAAUGAAUCAGGCGGAUCAAGAUCGUGCACGUGCUGAAGUUGAACAACAACAAGAAAAAUUAGAAAGAUCACAAGGUGAAAUAUAUCGAUUAAAAGCAAAGCUAGAGAAUGCAUUGACCGAACGAGAAAAUCUACAGGAAGAAUACGAACGUGUACAAUCAACAGUGACACGUGCCCAGAUCGAAAAAGAAUCGGCAUUAGCCGAUGUAGAGAAAUCCCGACAAGAAGUCGAAAGGUUACAUUCGCAAUUAGUGAAAGAACAAAUGAAAGCCGAAAAAGCACAGAUUGCACUAGAUAAAGUGCAAGUUGAUUUUGAUCAUUUACAUGAAAAAUUUGAAAAAAUUCAAGCCGAAUUACGUAAAGUACAACCAGAAAAGGAAAGAUAUCAGGCUGAAAUUGAACAAUUACAACAGCAGUUGCAACAACAACGUGAACAAAUGCAACGAUUCCAAUUGGAACGUGAACAAGCAAUGAUUGAAGUGGAUAAAUCUAAAGAACGAUUCGAACGACAACAACAACAGAUGCGCAAUUAUCAAAAAGAAAAGGAAAUGUUACAACAAGAAUUGGAACGUAUGAAAGAACGGCUCGAACAACAACGACAACAAAUGGCUAAAAUACACAAAGAAAAAGAAAAUUAUCAAGCUGAUGUUGAAGUAUUACGUGAACGAUAUGAAAAAGCACAGAAAAUGAUUGAUAAAAAUAAACACGAAUAUGAACAACGUGAUUUAGAAGUGAGAACAAUACGGGAAAAAAUGGAAAAAAUGUCAUUACAGAUGCAAAAACUGCAAGAAGAUCGUGAAAUUGUACGUGUUGAGAAUGAAGUAUUAUUGGAAAAAAUUGAUCGAACACAGGCAGAAUUCGUUAAAAUGCAAGCAAAAAUGGAUCAAAAUCAAACUGAAAUGGAACGAUUACAGAUUGAAUUGGAAAAAGCACAAACUAUUGCAACCAAAGCAAAAGAAGAUCAAAAACGUGCACAAGAAGAAUUUGAAGGUCUACAGGAUAUUUAUGCGCGCACUAAUUCCAAAUUAAUAAAAUGCAAAGAUUCGGAAGAAAAAUUACGCACCGAAUUAGAGAAAGCAUUAAUGGAUUGUGAAGUAUUAAGAGAACGAUAUGAAAAAUCACAAAGUGAUAUUAGACGAUUACAAAUGGAAAAGGAUAAAUAUCAAACCGAUUGUGAUCGCAUGGCACAUGAAUUAGAACGUAUUCAUAAUCAACGAGCAUCAUCAAUGUCGACACAUGAAAAAACUCAGGAAGAAAUACAACGUUUACAUAUCGAAUUGGAAAAAAUGUAUGAAAAAUCGGAAAAAUCUAUUGCCGAACUACGUAAAGUACAAACAGAAAAAGAAAGAGUUAUUAUGGAAAAAGAAACAUUGCAAGCAGAAUUAGAACGUGUUCAAUCACAGGCAAUCAAAUAUCAAAAUACAUCCGACAAAACACAUUUAGAAUUGGAACGUGCACGUAUUGAAUUGGAAAAAUAUAAAGAUCGUUUCGAAAAGAUUAAAAUCGAUUUUGAUCGUUGUUCUGCGGAUAAGGAACGUUUCUUUAAAGAAUCACAACGAUUGCAAGCAGAUGUGGAACGUUAUCGUAUGGAACGAAUGUCAACACAGCAAUUAGAAGCACAGGCACAGGAAAUUAAAGCAUUAUAUGGGGAAUUGGAAAAAACACGGGAACGUUAUGAAAAUGCACGUACAGAAUUACAACGAUUGCAGGAAUUACGACAACAACAAGAAUUAGAUGUUGAAGCACUUAAACGUGAAUUGGAUGCAUCAAGAAUGCGUCUAGAGCGUAAUAAAACAUCGGAAGAAAAACAAAAAGCUGAAAUUGAAAAAGCGAUGAUUGAAUUCGAAAAGAUUCGUGAUAAAAUGGAACGUAAUCAAAUUGAAUUACAAAAAAUAACAAAAGAACGUGAUCAAUUAGUGGUGGAACUAAAACAGAUGCAGAUACGAUUACAGAAGCAGGAAUCGAUUUCAGUUUCCAAACAACAACAACAACAACAAAGUCCACCAAUCGUUGAACAAAAAACAACAGCAACACCAUUACAAGCGGAAAAACAGAAAACAUCACAACAACAGCAACAAGAACUACAACAACAACGUGAAGAAUUACAGAUUAAAUUCCAAGGUGAAAUUGGAAAACUUAAACAACAUUUAACUAAAGCUGAAACAGAAUUACAAAAAACACAUGGUGAAAAUCAACGAUUACAAAUGGAAAUUGAAAGCCUUAAACAGGAUACAGGUGAAUUACAUACAUUCAUUGAAAAAUUACAACAAGCCUUAGCUGAUAAGGAAAAAUCAUUGCAACAAAUUCAGCAACAACAACAAGGACAACAACCACAAUCACAACAACAAAUACAACAACAACAAAAAAUAAUCGAACAACAACAGCAAAAAGUUCAACAAUUACAAGAUGAAAUGAAAAAAUUGAUUAAAAAAUUGGAUCAAUCUGACCAGGAAAUGAAAAAAUGUCUUGAUGAACGUGAUCGUUUGCGAUAUGAAUUGGAUGAAUUAUCGGCUGUUUAUGAAAAGGUAGUUAAAUCACAGCAAGAACAAUCGGCUGCUAUAAUGAUGCAACAAGCAUCACAAACUAAACAACAACAACAAACCGGAACAGGUAUGAUACAACCACCAUCGCAACAACAACAACAACAACAGCAAACAAAUGAAAAAAUGGCCCAACAAGAACAAAUGAUACAGCGUCUACAAGCCGAAGUGAUAAAACUGGAAAAACAAUUGAAACAAUGCGAAAUUGAGAAUAAAGAAUUGAAACAAAAAUUGGAAAAAUCAUUACAAGCAAUACAUAAAUUACAGGAACAAUUACAGGAAUCUAAACAACAGCAGCAACAACAACAACAACAACAACAACAGCAAGAAAAACAAGGUCAAGAAAAACAAGAAAAACAACAACCAGCAUCACCGGCAACGAAUCAACAACAGAAUCAACAACAGCUUGAAGCAAUACAAAAAUUGAAUGAAGAAUUAAAAAAUCAAAUACAACAAUUACAAAAACAACAAGGUGUCAAUGCACAACAGCAACAGCAAAAAUUAACUGAUGAAGUCAAUCGAUUACGUGCCGAAUUAGAACGACAACGUUCAGAGAAUAAAAAAUGGACACAAGAAGCCGAUCAAUUACGUAAACAAUUGGAACGAACACAGAAUGAGAAAAAAGGUUUCGAAGUUGAGCGUGAAAGAUUUCAAAAUCAAUUGGAAAAAUUGGUGAACGAACUUAGUCAACGUGAGAAAGAGAUACAAGUACUGAAACAAGAUGCAAAUCAAAUGAAAUCCAAAUUGCAGCAGCAACAACAACAACAACAACAGAAUAUAACACAAUCGCAAACAGAUUUGGAUGCUGUACAGAAACAAUUAGAUGAACAGCAAAAAAUUCUAGCUGAACGUGAACAAAUAUUGAAAAAACGACAAACUGAUGUGGAUCAAUUAGAAAUACAAUUACAACAGGCAAUCAAGCAAGCACAACAAGGUUCAGGUGCUACGGCUACGGCUACGGCAACAUCGGCUACAGCGGCUGAAAUUGAAGCAAAAACCAAACAAAUUCAGCAACAACAAGCGGAAAUUGAUAAACUGAAAAAACGUUGUACAGAUUUGGAAAAAGAAAAACAAAAAUUGGAACAAGAAUUGAGGAAAAGUCGUGAAGAAGCAAAAAUUAUUCAAACAGAAUUGGAAAGAAUUUUGAAAAUAAUGUCAACAAUGGAAGAGGAAAAAUUUGCUUUAAACAAACAGAUACAGGAUUUACAACAUCAAUUGAAAUUAGCGACAGCAGCAGCAACAACUGCACAGCAACAAGCAUCAUCCGUUGCCGCAUCUUCAUCCAAACAAUCAACACAAGGCCCACCAUCACAUCCUGCUAGUCAGCAACAACAAACACCGCCACCACAACAGCAACAAGCAGCUAAACAACAAGCUAAACCAUCUUCUCAACAACAACAACAGGCACAUCCGCAAUCACAAAGUGUUAAACAAUCUGGUCCACCAGCAUCACAGCAACCAACAAAAAUGCCUGGACAACAACAGCAACAAGGUCCAAGACCUAUGCAACAACAGCAGCAAGGUCCAAGACCUAUGCAACAACAACAACAAGGUCCAAGGCCUAUGCAGCAACAGCAACAAGGUGGAAGUCAAGCACCACCACGUGGACCAGCUCCAAGAUUACCAUCACAACAACAACAACAACAACAGCAACAAGCAAAACCAACCCAGCCAAGUGCGGCACAACAAGCAGCAUCCGGUGCUGCAAGUUUCUUUUCCAAUUUUUUCUAAAUUACCAAAAGACAAAACGAAACAAAAUUAUUAUGGCUGCCAUUCAAAUUGAAAAUUACACUAAAAAACAAACGAAAAAC